Messenger RNA from Cariama cristata (Red-legged seriema), 1067 nucleotides. RefSeq names its product pyruvate dehydrogenase (lipoamide) beta (gene PDHB). Gene Ontology annotation, biological process: pyruvate decarboxylation to acetyl-CoA. Lineage: Eukaryota; Metazoa; Chordata; Aves; Cariamiformes; Cariamidae. Gene Ontology annotation, molecular function: pyruvate dehydrogenase (acetyl-transferring) activity. The transcript is spliced from 6 exons. The record is from RefSeq and is a predicted model, not a curated record. Bases 3 to 815 code for a protein of 270 amino acids.
AGAUGGGCUUCACAGGCAUCGCUGUUGGUGCUGCUAUGGCAGGGUUGAGACCAGUGUGUGAAUUCAUGACAUUCAACUUCUCUAUGCAAGCAAUUGAUCAGGUUAUAAACUCCGCUGCCAAGACCUGUUACAUGUCUGCAGGAUCAAUUGCCGUUCCGGUUGUCUUCCGGGGCCCCAACGGGGCGUCAGCUGGAGUUGCCGCCCAGCACUCACAAUGCUUCGCAGCUUGGUACGGGCACUGCCCGGGGCUGAAAGUUGUUAGUCCUUGGAGCUCAGAAGAUGCCAAAGGUCUGCUGAAAGCAUCAAUCCGGGAUGAUAAUCCAGUUGUGAUGCUGGAAAAUGAGUUACUGUACGGUGUUCCCUUUGAAAUGUCUGAACAGGCUCAGUCAAAGGAUUUCGUUGUUCCAAUUGGAAAAGCUAAAAUAGAAAGAGAAGGAACUCAUGUUACAUUAGUGUCACACUCAAGACCUGUUGGACACUGUUUGGAAGCAGCUGCUGUACUUGCCAAAGAAGGUGUAGAGUGUGAGGUUAUAAAUCUGCGCACCAUUCGACCAAUGGAUAUUGAAGCAGUGGAAGCCAGCGUUAUAAAGACAAACCAUCUUGUAACUGUAGAAGGAGGUUGGCCGCAAUUUGGAGUAGGAGCUGAAAUCUGUGCCAGGAUCAUGGAAGGACCUGCCUUUAACUACUUGGAUGCUCCAGCUGUACGUGUUACUGGUGCAGAUGUUCCUAUGCCUUAUGCAAAAAUUUUAGAAGAUAACUGCAUACCUCAAGUGAAGGAUAUAAUAUUUGCAGUGAAGAAAACUUUGAAUAUCUAAGUUGUAAAUACAUGUUUUAAAGUCUUGCUUUACAAAGUAUUAAUGGUGUAGGGCAAAUUGUAUGCAUAACUUUUGUUGUAUAGCUACACGAACUUUUGUACAGUGGGUAAAGUAUCGUGACCUCCCAGAAUAUUUAUAUGGGGUUACCCUCUAAGCCACGCUUCAUAUAAGCAACAAUGUGGUAAUGCUUGUUUGUUCAACAGUACAGGUGGGUUAGUGCUACUGUAUGUGGAGAAAUCCUAUUCUAAAUUC